CACGUCUUACACGAACGCCGCUAAACGUAAACAUCAGCUGGAGGCUCAUGUGUUCCCGGCGAUAUUGUAAACGAUUCAUAGCGUCUUGAUUCCAGAGUGUCUGAAAUUUUGUCACUAUGGCUGGAAAUAGACUUGAGAAGAUUGGUACUAUCUUUACCAGGACAACUGGGUUAUUGAAAUCUGGUGCCAUUAAAGCUUCAGAGAAGCCAUUGUGGUAUGAGGUAUAUGAAGCAUUUCCUCCCAAGUAUGAACCCCGUUUUGAUCGCCCAGUUCAAGAAAAGAAAAUCAAACAAAUUCUAUAUACAGAGGAUGCCAUAAGAGCGAAAUUUUAUAAGGCACAUGGUUCUCCAGGCACAAUUACCUUAUCAGAAUAUAGUGUCCGACCAACUAUAUCACAACUUUUUAUAAAGGAAUAUGAGAAAUUGAGAGAUGAAGGUAAUGUCCCAGAGGAGAAGCUUAUGGAGGAAACUGCAUUAGCACUGGAAGCUCAUGGCAUCUACCUUGACCGCUCUCGAGCUCCUCCUAAGCCUGAACCAGAAGAACAACCUGCUGUAGAAACUCAGCCCACAGCAUCUUCAUCUCAACUCUUGACAGACAAAGUACGUCUUUCUGACAUCUUCAAAGAGAGUCAGGAAGAGAAGAAUUAGUCAGGAUUUUGUAAACAGAUGUAAAUAUAUGUAGAUCACGCAGAAUUGUUAAA
This is a messenger RNA of Penaeus chinensis, 700 nucleotides long. It is a transcript of the gene mRpS23, whose product is annotated as 28S ribosomal protein S23, mitochondrial-like. The transcript is spliced from 4 exons. Gene Ontology annotation, cellular component: mitochondrion; ribosome. Gene Ontology annotation, molecular function: structural constituent of ribosome. Bases 117 to 647 code for a protein of 176 amino acids. Gene Ontology annotation, biological process: translation. NCBI's taxonomy places the organism in Eukaryota, Metazoa, Arthropoda, Malacostraca, Decapoda, Penaeidae. The record is from RefSeq and is a predicted model, not a curated record.